UGUCCCUUUUUGUGCCUAUAAAUGACACAUUAACCCUAAAUUGGUUUGCAUAAACUUUACAUUCAGCUGUUAGGUGUGUCCACAAGGUAAAAAAAGAAAAAGAAAAAGUAAAGCAUACGGCAAGAAAAAAUUCCAGAUGCAUCAACUCGUGAUGGUUUCGCAGAAUAUUGUCCACAUUUUUUUGCAAUAUUUUGCUUUUGCACCACCUAUCCCGACAAUCCUGACAAAUCCUUGAAUCCAACUGUUGGCUUUCUGAAAGUGACAAUUUAAACUGUGCUUUAAGAUAAAAUAAGAGAUGAUAAAAGGCAGAAUGGGGCAGCGCCGCCUCUCGCGGCGUGGGUGGGGCUGACAAGAAUAGACUACAUUAUGCAGUUCAUUUAGUUAACAAGUGAAAUAAUGGGGAAGCGUGCAGUGGGAAUGCCGAGAGAAAAGCACAAAACCCUAUUGAGGGUUCUCGGCCGCUUGCAGCGUAACCGUCACAUGGGCGAAGCGGCUCCGCGUUGCCUAUUUAAGGAGCCCCAGACGCGCCUUCAGCACCACUUCGCUGUCCACACUUCCACGCGACAGCACGCUCCCACGUCCCACGCCACUGGCUGCAAGAUUCGUCCACGACUCGUCUGCACGUCCGCAACCAUGCCGAGGUCUUUUCUCGUGGAUUCGUUGAUUUUAAGAGAGACCAACGACAAGGGGAGCGAGAACAGCUCGCCCCUCUUCCCGUACGCGGUGCACUCGCCCGGCCACCACCCGCACGGGCUGCCGGGCUCGUGCCACUCCAGGAAGGCCGGGCUGCUCUGCUUCUGCCCGCUGUGCAUGGCCGCCUCCCACUUGCACCCUUCUCCGCCCGCACUGCCUCUCCUCAAGGCCUCCUUCCCGCCCUUCGGCUCGCAGUACUGCCAUACGGCCCUGUCCCGGCAACAGGUCUCAUCCAACGGCAUCAGCCUCGGCCACGGCGCCGCCAUGUACCAGGCCGCCUACACGGUCCCAGACCCGCGUCAGUACCAUUGCAUCUCCAUCGAAAACAGCAACAGCAAACUUCAGAGCAGCAAACGCAUGCGCACGGCGUUCACCAGCACGCAACUUUUGGAGCUGGAGCGCGAGUUCACCUCCAACAUGUACCUGUCCAGGCUGAGGCGCAUUGAAAUCGCCACUUACCUCAACCUGUCCGAGAAGCAGGUCAAGAUCUGGUUCCAGAACCGCAGGGUGAAGCACAAAAAGGAGGGCAAGAGCGGCUCCGGCGGCCCACGGACUGCGACCAACGGCUGCAAAUGCUCGUCGGCCGCCAGGUGCUCGGAGGAAGAAGAGGAUGACAUGCCCGUGUCCCCCUCAUCAUUCUCCGAAAAGGAUGAUGUGGACUUGUCCGUCUCCCCCUAAACUCCUAUCUGGACGAUUUUCUUUUUAAACAUAUAAACCAAAAAGACUGUUCCACCUGUGUACAUACAAAGAGAAUAUUUAAUCGGGGGAUUGUCCUGAAUUAUUGUACAAUUCUGUAUACUUGUUGUACGUUUUCUAUGUAGUUUUUUUUUUUUUUUUUUGGAAAACGGUCAAUUUGUUGUACCGAACACCUGAAUAUGGGCAUAUUUGUAAAGCCGAACCCAAAUGAAAAAUGGACAUUGUCUAAUAACAUUUUCCCCUCAGUAUUGUUUGAGAAUACUACUUUGGGUGUAUUGUGGGAUGCAAGCUUGGAAACUUUUUCCCUCGCAGUUUUUGAGCUCGGCCUCAAAAUGUAUUAUUCAAUGUCAUUACAAAAAUAUUUAUUUAUUUAAAAAUGUUGAAAUAAAAACAUAUUUCUGAGCCGUACGUGGUGCGUUGUCCUGGUGGUCUUUUUGCGCGUAAAUUUGAGCCAAUUUCAA
This is a messenger RNA of Phyllopteryx taeniolatus (common seadragon), 1850 nucleotides long. RefSeq names its product GS homeobox 1 (gene gsx1). Gene Ontology annotation, biological process: regulation of DNA-templated transcription. The transcript is spliced from 2 exons. Gene Ontology annotation, molecular function: sequence-specific double-stranded DNA binding; DNA-binding transcription factor activity, RNA polymerase II-specific. The record is from RefSeq and is a predicted model, not a curated record. The coding region runs from base 397 to 1371 and encodes 324 amino acids. Gene Ontology annotation, cellular component: nucleus. Lineage: Eukaryota; Metazoa; Chordata; Actinopteri; Syngnathiformes; Syngnathidae.